Molecule: messenger RNA, 1245 nt
Organism: Ochotona princeps (American pika)
Lineage: Eukaryota; Metazoa; Chordata; Mammalia; Lagomorpha; Ochotonidae
Gene: SETD9
Product: SET domain containing 9
Exons: 6
Coding region: 45-944 (299 amino acids)
Molecular function (GO): protein binding
Source: RefSeq, a predicted model, not a curated record
CCCGAGCCCGCGCACCGCCCUCGUCCCGGCGCCGAGGGCCGGCCAUGCCAGGCCGCCUGCUGCGGGGCCUGUGGCAACGAUGGCGCCGUUACAAGUACCGCUUCGUUCCUUGGAUCGCGCUGAACCUAAGCCACAACCCGAGGACCCUUCGGUAUGUUCCAGAGGAAUCCAGAGACAAGCUUAUUUCAGACGAAGAUGUCCUGGGCACAUUACUGAAAGUUUUUCAGGCUCUAUUCUUAAAUGAUUUCCAUAAGCAAUCAGAUACCUUGGCCAUGCUUCCUGCACCUGUUAGGUCAAAAUAUCAAGACCUGCUGACAGUUCAACAUCAAAGGGAAAAACUGCUUGAAAAUAGUCAACAGCAGCAAAAUACGUUUAAACCUGAAGAAAUAAUGUAUAAGACUUUGGGUUUCAGUGUGACCCGAGCCACUAGCUCAUUGACUUCCGCUGGAAAAGGUGUCUUCGUGACUGAAGGAUUGGUACCAAAAGGCGCGGUUGUAUCUAUGUAUCCGGGCACAGUAUAUCAGAAGUAUGAACCCAUCUUUUUCCAGUCCAUUGGAAAUCCAUUUAUUUUUAGAUGCCUUGAUGGUGUACUCAUUGAUGGAAAUGACAAAGGAAUAUCAAAAGUUGUGUACAGAUCUUGCAAUGGCAGGGAUCGGCUCGGCCCUUUAAGAAUGAGUGACAGCACAUGGCUAACGUCAGACAUUCAUAAUCCACUGGCCGUAGGACAGUAUGUCAACAAUUGUUCCAAUGACAGAGCAGCUAACGUCUGCUAUCAGGAAUUUGAUGUGCCUGCCCUUUUUCCUGUGGAACUGAAGCAGUAUCUUCCCAACAUUGCCUACAGCUCUGACAAGCAAAGCUCACUUCGAUGUGUUGUUCUUGUUGCCCUCAGGGAUAUCAAAGAAGGAGAAGAGCUUUUUUCAAACUAUUUUACAAUUGUCAGCUGACUGUGUAAGUUAGAAAUUGGUUUUCUACUCAGUUAUUAAUUUUCAAUUUUUUUUUUGUGGCUCACUUCUUCCAACUCCACCUGUAGAACAAACAUUUCAAGACUUAACUGGGACAGAAUUUUUUUGUCUUGUGUUCCAAUUUCAUGAUAAAGCAAUUAGCUUCAUUGCAACUUCAAAUGUGUAAUGCAAUUUGGUCUUCUCCUAACUAUACAACAGCUUAUAAAACCUACUAUGUGAAUUUAAAUUUCUAUUUUGUAUUAUCUUUGGGGCAGUUUAUAAAACUUUAGCCACACAUCAGCAA